Molecule: messenger RNA, 1197 nt
Organism: Bactrocera latifrons
Lineage: Eukaryota; Metazoa; Arthropoda; Insecta; Diptera; Tephritidae
Product: homeobox protein orthopedia
Exons: 6
Coding region: 1-1059 (352 amino acids)
Biological process (GO): regulation of transcription by RNA polymerase II
Molecular function (GO): DNA-binding transcription factor activity, RNA polymerase II-specific; RNA polymerase II transcription regulatory region sequence-specific DNA binding
Source: RefSeq, a predicted model, not a curated record
AUGGAUGAACUGCGUCCGAAUUUGGUUGGCGGUUUGUUGGGCUUGCAACAAGGAUUACUAGAUGACCAUGCGGCGAAUAUGCAACAUGCUGGGGUAUCUCAAGACACGAAAUUCAUGUCGUUUCAAGAUAAUCGGUUAAUGGGCAUUACUUCCUCGCAUGAAAACCGCUUACUCGGCCUAACUUCAUCGAUGCAAGAUACUCGUUCCCCACUCACAUCCAUCGACAAGGGCUCGCUUAAUCACCAACGCAAAUGCAGUAGUACACCCGAAGACUUUAGCUCAUUGUACUCCGGCUUGCCCACACCUGGCAUGGACACGUCUUCGCACCAUCACACACCCGCGCACACCCCACCAACGCGACUCUCUGACCAUUCGAUAUCCGCGGAAGGUGCAUUUAAGAAGCUCAAGCCCGAACCUAAUACGGGACUCUCGUCUGUUUCCGGCGGUGUCACGUCGCCCGGAAAUGGUUUAUCUUCGUUAAGUCAACAUGCCGGCCAUACACCGACCACAGCAUCCUGCCCGACUCCGGCGAGACGAAGACAUCGGACGACGUUUACACAGGAGCAACUAGCUGAGCUGGAGGCAGCAUUUGCAAAAUCACAUUACCCGGACAUUUACUGUAGAGAGGAACUGGCACGAACGACGAAGCUGAAUGAAGCACGAAUACAAGUUUGGUUUCAAAAUCGACGCGCAAAGUACCGAAAACAGGAAAAACAGCUGCAGAAAGCUUUAGCUCCAUCUGUGAUCCCCUCUUGCAAUGGCAUGAUGAGGAAUAUUCAAGGAUAUGGUGUAUCACGUGGUUACCAACCCUAUCCACAUCAUAAUUCGAUAAAUCGAUAUCCACAGGACUUAUUUCAAAUGGGCGCUUCCUCAUAUCCUGGUAUGACACAACCUUUCACAAUGACGCAUGGCAGCAAUAUGGGUUCCGUGGGGGUGCGGCAAGAUUCAAUGGGUAUGUCACCGGAGGAUGAAUGGUACAACAAAAGCUUAUCAGCCUUACGCAUGAAUAGUUCGCACCAUCCUAACUUAUCCGCGCCAAUGCUGCAAUAUCAAACAUAAUCGAAGACUUUUGACGACUUCUUUUAAAAUACAAAUAUGGAGCUAUAGGGAGAAAAUCUAGAUCCUGCUUCUCUGGGUUAUUCAGUAUUUGUAUUUUAAAGGAACGCCGUCAAGGGAUGAGUUACUAAUGUAUGUAGG